Messenger RNA from Prorocentrum cordatum, 735 nucleotides. Lineage: Eukaryota; Dinophyceae; Prorocentrales; Prorocentraceae. The record is from the annotation of a GenBank genome assembly.
AUGGCUCUCGGCAGGCUGGUGUUGAGCGCUCUGGUGGUCUGCUCCGCCGCAGUCCUCGCAGAGGAGGGGACAUGCGCUGCCGAGGACGGCUGCGACGAGGUGGGCCUGGCGCAGCUGCGCCGCGCGGAGGCGAGGGUCGCUCUGGCGGUGAACGCAUCCAGCAAGUGCUCCAUCGGUUGCGAUCCCCACUCCAACCCGAUUGGCCGCUGCCCUGACUUGUCCGACUGCCCCGCCAGUGGUUGCUGCGACAAGCCGGGUCCGACGCCUGCGCCGACUCCGUCGCCAUCGCCACCUUCGGGCCCCUGCAAGGUGGGCUGCGAUCCCCACUCCAACCCGAUUGGCCGCUGUCCUGACUUGUCCGACUGCCCCGCCAGUGGAUGUUGCGACAAGGCAGCUCCGACGCCUGCGCCGACUCCGUCGCCGUCGCCACCUUCGGGCCCUGCAAGGUGGGCUGCGAUCCCCACUCCAACCCGAUUGGCCGCUGCCCUGAUUUGUCCGACUGCCCCGCCAGCGUGGUUGCUGCGACAAGCCGGGUCCGACGCCUGCGCCGACUCCCGGGAGCGGGUGUGCCUCGAACUAUUGUUGCUGGUGGCCUCAACCAGGACAGUGCGGCAGUUGUGGCACCGAUUGGAACAAUCGCGUGUACCUCCCGGGCUCGAACUGCCCGGGCUUCAACGAGCGGUCAGACGCGUAUUCGGGCUGCACCAGUCCCGGGACUUGGUGCCGCUAGCUUGA